AUGGCACCCAUGUACGAAUCCAAACCCCCUCUCAAAAUGAACCAGCGCAGAUUUACCAACAUCGUAGCUAGAUGGCCCGGAAGUACACAUGACAGUCAUAUAUUCCGUAUGUCAGGAAUAAGACAAACUAUAGAAGAGAAGUUUCACUCGAUUAAGGAUGGGGUUGUUCUUGGUGACAGCGGUUACGCAUGUAAACCUUAUCUCAUAUCCCCGUAUCAGAGACCAUCGACACCAGCUCCGGAACGCUUUAACUCGGCCCAUUCCAAGACCAGGGUGACAAUUGAGCGUGCAUUUGAUUGGUGGAAGAGGCGUUUUCACGUCCUCCAUGCUGAAAUAGUGAUGACACCGGAGAGGGUCUGGACAGUCAUAGGAGGAUGUGCUGUACUUCACAAUCUUGCUAUUUCAUUCCGGGAGCCACUUGCAGACGAAGAUCAAGACUUGGACGUCGAUGGGAAUAUUCAAGGGCAGUACAACGGACCCGAGGAUGGGAAAAACAUAAGAAAUUAUAUCAAACAACAUUAUUUUUAA
Molecule: messenger RNA, 528 nt
Organism: Saccostrea echinata
Lineage: Eukaryota; Metazoa; Mollusca; Bivalvia; Ostreida; Ostreidae
Product: putative nuclease HARBI1
Exons: 3
Coding region: 1-528 (175 amino acids)
Source: RefSeq, a predicted model, not a curated record